Molecule: messenger RNA, 3405 nt
Organism: Aspergillus udagawae
Lineage: Eukaryota; Fungi; Ascomycota; Eurotiomycetes; Eurotiales; Aspergillaceae
Exons: 3
Coding region: 1-3405 (1134 amino acids)
Source: RefSeq, a predicted model, not a curated record
AUGUCUGGCGCCGAAGCGCUCACAGUUUUUGGCCUUGUGUGCAACGUCAUGCAGGUGAUUGGUUUUGUGCAAGAUGGAGCCCAUUUGGCCAAAGCUAUCUACAAAUACGGAUCUCUGGACCCUAACCUCGCACAGACAAGCGAUUACAUAAAGGGAGGCUUGGAGAGAUUGAGGGACUCGUUGGAGAAGGGAAGACCUCUUGUUCAAGACGAGAAGGAGCUGCUAGACAUUGCGAAAGGCAGUCUAGAGACCGCAGAGGAGUUAAAGGUCGAGCUAGACAACAUCGCAGGCACAGCAGCCAAGGGAAAGCAUUCCGCCGCCUUCCGUGGAUGGCUCAAAGCCGCCCUGGGUGGGAAAAGGAGGAAGGUCGAGAGACUGGAGAAGGUGAUGCAUGAUCGUCAACAGGUUCUAGAGAGUCGACUCAUAGCUCACAUCUGCAGCCAGAACGAUGCACUCCUUCUUGAACAACAAGUAAAUUUUAACAGUCUCGACCGGGCAUUACAAGGCUUCAUUGAAUGCUGUGCCCGCAACCAGACGACUCUUGACCAGCUCAUUCAGAGAGGGUUUCUAACUAUGACGACACAUAUCGAUAGUAAGCUAGGAGCUCUCGAGCAGUCGGUUGAAACCAGCCUUUCCUCCGGUAGAAGCCAGCUCCAGGACAACAUAUUGUCUCGUUUACAAGAGCUUACACACCAUCGGAUUGAAAAAGAAGAGCAUGAGAGGCUGUUGGGAAGCUUGCAUUAUGAAACAAUGAAGGCUCGGCGGAACCAUAUUAUAGCUAAUCACGACGAUACCUUUUCCUGGAUCUUCCAUCCUCAACAUAGCAAUAGUGAUGCUAAUAACCAGGAUGGAUUUGUGGAAUGGCUGCAAUUCCCUAGACAACGCCUAUUCUGGAUCAAUGGCAAAGCAGGCUCGGGAAAAAGCGUCCUAAUGAAGUUUUUGGUCGUCAAUCCGCGCACCCAGUCCAUCCUUAAUGAUGCAAACGGAACCACCAUCGUCUUGUCCCAUUUCCUAUGGACUGCAGGGAAGCCACUUGAACGAAAUAUGAAAGGGCUCCUUUGCUCUUUGAUUUACCAGCUUUUAGACACAAAGCCAGAUAUCUGUCGGGUCGUCUUGGAGAAGGUUCCAACCUCAAGACGGAAGAGAUUUCCCGGUGAUUGGUCCACCAAUGAACUCCUUGCUCUUUUUGUUGAUGUGGUUCCGGCCUGUGGACAGCAUUUUUGCAUCUUCCUGGACGGUGUUGAUGAAAUGGACGACUACAUGGCUCUGUUCGGCCUUCUGGAUCAAUUGUGUUCUCUACCGCGGCUGCAGGUCUGCGUCUCGAGCCGACAAGAGCCUGCGUUGCAACGACGCUUUCAUAGCUACCCCCAGUUUCGGGCGCAGGAUUUGACCCGACUUGACAUCGAAAAGUACGCCCACGAUACUUUGCAAAGGUUAUACGUCGACGACGCAGAGACCAUUAGCCGCCUGGUGUCCACCAUCUGUUCCAAGGCGGACGGGGUAUUCCUAUGGGUUGCUUUGGCCCUACAGAGCAUUCAAACAGGGCACCACAACCACGACAGCCCGGCCGAGCUGGAAGAACAGCGUCUGAAUUCGCUUCCCAACGAUCUCAACACGCUCUAUCAACAGAUGUGGCGGCGGCUCAACGACAGCGAGGCUGUAUAUCUGGAAACAGCCGCUCGGUAUUUCAACCUCAUGUUGGAAUGUGUAGGCGACCUUAAUCUCACCCAAACAGCGAGUCCGUUGCUAUUGGCUCUAGCACUGCAACCGGGGCUGGCAGCCGCGGUCGUGACAGAGGAUAUCGAAUCCUGGGAGGAGGCACUAGACAGAGAAUGCGAGAUGAUAUCGGAGCGGUUGCCGAUCCGGUGUGCGGGCUUACUGGAAGUGACUACGGAUGGGACUGUGACGCUCAUACAUCGGUCCGCCCAGGAAUUUCUCAUGAACACGCCAGAGGGUCAACGCAUACGCCGCGCAGACCCAUCACCACGCGAAGCCCGCCGUCUGAAUCUCAUGCGGGGAUUACUUGGCUGCUGCAGGCUGGAGAUAGAGGCUAAGGCGCAGACACUCCCUCCCCGUAUCCUCAACCUCUGCCAACCCCUCGGUCGCAAGUUCACAAUUGCGAGUAUAUUCUUUGGAUCGUGCCGCGACAAUUUAUCUCCAGAAAGUGCCGACGAACUGUUGAGCCUAGCACAAGCGCUCUAUUCAAUGGGGGAAUGGGUCUUUGAUAAUUCCUGCUACCUGCACCCGGAUUUCAUCGGCGCCGUCGCCCGCGCGGGUUUCUUUACCCAGGCACGAGCCGGAUUUGCCCAGCUCGCUGGCGAUGCUCCCCACGGCAAGAGGAUUUCGACGAUUUAUCAGGCAUAUAUCCUGGAAUCUGUGUUUGAUGCAGUAAAGUGGGGCCAAGUCACGUCCGCCCAGGAUCUUGCUUUCCUUCGCGCACUUGGCAACACGUCCCCCAUCCGAUACGCCGGGCAUAGGACUAUCAACUUUCAUCAAUCACUUGUUGAAUCGGUUGGAGACCUAGUCCCUCCAUUCUAUCUCACCGGCGAUCCGUUGGAGAUUCUCCUGGAAGCGUCGCUUGAUGACGACUUGCCGGGAAGAUACAACUCUCUGGAUCUUAUGAUCAGUCUUCUCGAAGGGGGCUAUAAUCCCUCCAACCGGAGAGUCAUCUUACUCGAUGCCUUCGCCCCCGAGUUGUCACACAUAUUCAGAUAUCACGCCUUCAGCUAUCCAGAAUUCUUGCGAGGAGGGACGCUGCUCAUUGAAGUGAAUACGUCCUUUCUUUUAACCCUGUUCGUACGGCUGCUAGCUAGCCAGCAGUCACUCUUCCCGUAUUUCGAUUUCCCCGCGUUAUUUGAAAGACUGAAGACCGUGGUGGAAGGCUUGACUACAUUGGCAUUUUCACGACUGCUUGCCUUUGUUCCCGAGUAUACCAGAGCUGAUGGUAUACACCCUGAGAACAGACCUGCCGAGGAGGAUUCCCAGGAUGUUUAUGGCGGAUAUGGAGACUCCGAGGAUGAGCAGUCUGAUGAGGAAGAUCUUGAGAUCGAGGGGGAUUCCGACAGUGAUUAUUACGAGAGGAACGAGUCGGAACGGAGAGCUUGGGCCAGUUCCACGGACGUACUCAUCCCUUGUACCGCCGAAGAUAGCAAUGCUGUUCUUACCGCCCUUUCCGGCGAUAUCUUUACCUCCAUUGCACUUGGGACAGACGGCUGCCUGCUCGGGAAGCUGGAGAUCCCCGACUUUGAGUCCAGGCUUCGGCAGAUCUUGCCAAAUGCCAGACGUAUUACGGUGCAGGAGCUGGAAGAAGCCUUGAUCCGGGAUGAUUUUCUGGUGCCAUGGAGCCUCGGGCCGGACUACUGGCCGCCCAAGGAGGUUUAUUCUGAUCAGGAUUUAUUCACUUGA